CAACAGUCGUAGCGCUGCUGCGGACCAGCAACCAUGGCGGAGCCGGAGUCCCUGAGGUGCUCCAGUGUCAGAAACCGUGGCGGCGUACAGAGGGUCGAGGGGAAACUACGAGCCAGCGUGGAAAAAGGAGAUUACUAUGAAGCUCAUCAAAUGUACAGAACUUUAUUUUUUAGGUAUAUGUCACAAGGAAAACAUGCUGAGGCCAGAGAACUGAUGUACAACGGUGCUGUGCUCUUCUUCAGCUAUAACCAGCAAAACAGUGCAGCAGAUCUGUCCAUGCUGGUGUUGGAGGUUCUGGAAAAGUCUGAUACCAAAGUAGAGGAUGAAAUAUUAGAAAGCCUGGCCAAGCUCUUCAGCUUGAUGGACCAGAACUCUCCAGAGAGAGUGGCCUUUGUAUCCAGAGCUCUGAAAUGGUCUACUGGAGGCUCCGGCAAGUUGGGCCACCCUAAAUUUCAUCAGCUGCUGGCUGUCAUCUUGUGGAAAGGUUCCUCUGCCUAAAGAACAAAAACAGUGCUUCUAUGGUGUUCAGCACAUACACAGAGAAACACCCGUCCAUAGAGAAGGGCCCCCCCUUUGUCCAGCCUCUACUAAACUUUAUCUGGUUUCUGCUGCUGGCAGUGGAUGGGGGUAAGGUAACAGUUUUCACAGUGUUAUGUGAGCAAUAUCAGCCUUCCCUGAAGAGGGAUCCUAUGUAUAAUGAGUAUCUGGACAGAAUAGGACAGCUUUUCUUUGGUGUUCCCCCCAGACAGUCUCCAUCAUAUGGUGGUCUGCUAGGGAACCUGCUGAACAGUCUGAUGGGCUCUGGUGAGGAAGAGGAUGGUGUUGAAGAGGCCCAGGAGGACAGCAGUCCCAUAGAACUGGACUGAGCCUGCAGAAGACCAGAUCAAAGCCAGAUGAAGCCCACUCUGCCUCCUCACCUGAUGGGGGCGGGGCCAGGUGUCAUUCCUCCCCUCCUCCCUGUCUGUGGACAGACUGCAGCAGUCUGUCAUCAUGUUGAACUCUUAGGUUUUAUUUAAGCAUCAGUUUGUGUGUAGCUUGUUUAGGGUUGUGAUGUGCAGAUGAACUGUUGUGUGUGUGUGGAAAGCUUUAAUGAUGGUGAUGAUGGCAGCGUUGUGUUAUCAGGAGUGCAGCAGGCCUCGUUUGUAAUAAAGCUUCAGUCAGCUCACUACAGUUCUGAUGUUCAUCACUCAGACCAGAUCAGACCAGACCAGACCAGACCGGAUCAGACCGGAUCAGAGCUGCAGCUGCAGCAGCUUCAUGUCUUCUGUCCCUUCUGUCACAUGUACAUUAAAAUGUCCUUCUGACCACG
Molecule: messenger RNA, 1309 nt
Organism: Austrofundulus limnaeus
Lineage: Eukaryota; Metazoa; Chordata; Actinopteri; Cyprinodontiformes; Rivulidae
Gene: get4
Product: guided entry of tail-anchored proteins factor 4
Biological process (GO): protein insertion into ER membrane
Cellular component (GO): cytosol; BAT3 complex
Molecular function (GO): protein binding
Source: RefSeq, a predicted model, not a curated record